CACAGAGUCGGCGAGCAUAAGUCGUGAUUCAUUAAAGUCAUCACUAUACAGGGAUUGGUAGUUGAUGGAUGAGAGUGCAUUAAUUCCAAUCACAAAUAAUAAAUAUCAUCUGCUUUCUGGCCUUUCAUGUGGAAACCAUUAUAUAUAGGGCCGCUCCGGCCAUCAUCUUUAUUCAAACCACAACUGGAGUUAGAUCUACUUCCCAGCAUGGGAAAGAUUGCCAGUAGUGGAAGUAGAAUCUUCUUUUUCUUUGCGCUUUUGGCUUCCCUUUCACUGGUUUCCUCUGCAAACAGGAAGCUUUCUGCGGGUAAUGGCGGCCUCGAGGAGCAGAAGUGGUUCCAUCAUGGAGUAGGCGGCGGUUUUGGCGGUGGUUCUGGUGGGGGACUUGGUGGUGGUGGUGGGCUUGGAGGCGGUGGUGGCGGUGGGUUAGGUGGCGGUGGAGGACUCGGUGGCGGUAGUGGGCUUGGAGGAGGUUAUGGUGGGGGCGGCGGAGUCGGUGGUGGUGGCGGA
Messenger RNA from Phalaenopsis equestris, 510 nucleotides. Its product is annotated as glycine-rich protein 5-like. The annotation marks the transcript as partial. The record is from RefSeq and is a predicted model, not a curated record. The transcript has a single exon. Lineage: Eukaryota; Viridiplantae; Streptophyta; Magnoliopsida; Asparagales; Orchidaceae.